AUGGCAGCCGUAGGGGCUGGUUAUGGUGUAGGCCUAGGCUUGCAAGGACCGAGAGAAGAAGAAGAAGAAAAAAAAAGAAAAAAAAACACACACACACACACACGGAAUGAGGGAGAGGAGAGAAAGAGAGAGAGGAAGAGAGAGAAAGAGGGAGAAAGAGAGAGGGAGAGAGAGAGAGAGAGAGAGAGAGAGAGAGAGAGAGAGAGAGAGAGAGAGAGAGAGAGAGAGAGAGAGAGAGGGAGACAGAGAGGAAGAAAGGGGGAGAGAGAGAGAGAGAGAGAGAGAGAGAGAGAGAGAGAGAGAGAGAGAGGGAGAGAGAGAGGGAGGGAACGAGCAAGCAAGGGAGAGAGAGAGAGACAAAGAGCGAGGGAGAUAGAGAGAGAGAAAGAGAGAGAGAGAAAGAAGGAGAGAGAGAGAGAGAGAGAGAGAGAGAGAGAGAGAGAGAGAGAGAGAGAGAGAGAGAGAGAGCGAGUGAGAGUGAGAGUGAGAGAGAGAGAGGGAGAGAGAGAGAGAGAGAGAGAGAGAGAGAGAGAGAGAGAGAGAGAGAGAGAGAGAGAGAGAGAGAGAGAGAGAGGCCACGAAGACAUCGUGAUGAACAAUGUUGUGGGACCAAGUGACGCACAUGCGCCGAUCUCGUUGUAA
Closterium sp. Naga37s-1 is the source of this 642-nucleotide messenger RNA. Lineage: Eukaryota; Viridiplantae; Streptophyta; Zygnematophyceae; Desmidiales; Closteriaceae. The record is from the annotation of a GenBank genome assembly.